Molecule: messenger RNA, 653 nt
Organism: Dendrobium catenatum
Lineage: Eukaryota; Viridiplantae; Streptophyta; Magnoliopsida; Asparagales; Orchidaceae
Product: protein PYRICULARIA ORYZAE RESISTANCE 21-like
Exons: 3
Coding region: 72-596 (174 amino acids)
Biological process (GO): regulation of defense response to fungus
Molecular function (GO): metal ion binding
Source: RefSeq, a predicted model, not a curated record
UCUCCUCUCUCUCCCUCUCCAUCUCUCGCCGCAUUGGGGAAAACUGGUUCGUCCGAAGACUGGCAGAGAAGAUGUCCACUUUAAUCCUCAAAGUAGAUCUUGAAUGCACAAUCUGCUCCAAGAAAAUUAGGAAGGUGCUCGGCAAACUCCAAAAUCGAGAAAACAUUCGAUCUGUAGAGUACAACGAAAAAGAGAGCAAAGUGAUCGUCUCCGGCCCAUUCGAUCCCAAGAAGCUUUCCAAGAAACUCUGUUGCAAAGCCUGCAAGGUCAUCAAAGAUAUUCAGAUCAAGCAGAACAAACCCGAUAAACCACCUCCACCUCCACCUCCGCCUCCGCCUCCGCCUCCGCCUCCGCCUCCGCCUCCGCCUCCACCUCCGCCUCCGCCCGAUAUACCGUCUACAUGUCCGUACCCGUACCCAUAUCCGUACCCGUACCCGUACCGGUAUCCGGAGGUUUGGCCUUUCAUUCCAGUAUGUGGAUGCUAUGGAAGGUGCACCUGCAAGGUGGUGCCAACUUGUGCCGCGCCAUGCUACGAUGGGUGCAGAACUUUGAAGUUCAUCUGCGAGGACGAACCUUCGUCCUGCUCGAUCAUGUGAUCUCUCCUUGUUAUUUUAAUUUGCGUUAUUUUUCAAUUGCGUACGAUAAUAAAUUGG